CACUUGAUUGUCACUUAUCAUCUAUCAAACUUUCGGUGUAGCAUGAUAAAUUAAUUUUAGAAGAGAAGGUAUUGCAAAUUCACAAAGAAAAAUAUUUAUAUAUAAAAAUAUAUAUUUAAGAAUGGCGCAAAGUGAAGAAUUGUUUACCACUCGUAUGCGUAAAGCUACAAGAUCUAUUCACUCCUUAAGUGACGCUUUGGUUAAUGCGAAAUUUGCCCUCUCAUUAAGCGAUGAAACCGUUUGGGGUGGAGGACUCUUUGUUUUUUACCAUAUAUUUGCAUAUCUCGAAGAUGCGAAGAAAAGAUUGAAUAUGAGGGACUAUGAAAAAUUGUUUGUGUCUGACGUAUUGUUAAGAAAAGACGCUUUUGAAGAUGAUUUACUACAUUAUCUUGGAGAGGACUGGCGCUCCACACCCAAGUCAAUGGCCUUGGAAAACUAUUUGGAACAUUUGCAAAAUCUUGAAAGAGAAAACCCAAAGCUUCUUAUGGCUUACGUGUAUCAUCUGUACUUAGGCUUGUUGAGCGGUGGCCAAAUCCUUGCUAAGAAGAGGAGCGUUUUUGGUGAUGCUAACUCACCAGUAGGUAAAUACAUCGAUAGAGUGACAGAUUUCACAGACGUUGAUAUUCCGCAGUUAAAGAAUGAUUUCAGACAAGCAAUGAACGAAAUAGCAGCAAAGAUGUCAGAAGAAGAAAAGCAAGCAUUUAUAGAAGAGAGUAAUCAAGUGUUUUUGAUGAAUAACUUGAUUGUGAACUCCGUCGGUGGUCAGAAUAAAGUUCUCUAUAAUGUGCUGUACAAAACAUCAGCUAUAGUCCUACUUAUUCUCGGUGUGAUGUUGGCUUAUAAGAUUAAUAAAUAAUUAAUUUUAUAAUUGUUAAGUCAAAAUAAAUAACUUAUUGAUUAUUGAAUAUUAUCAAAUCACUGUAUCAAAAAUAUCAUUAACUACAUAUAAUAAAGAAAUUAUAAUUAUAUAAAAUGACCUAUUAUUGUAUAAGUAAUUGUUAUUCCUAUUACAUACUAUUAGAAUAUAUUAUAAAUAAUUGUAAUUUGUUAGCAGAAGUAUUUGUCUGGUUAAGAUCAUCUUUAGUACUGUUAUUUAUUUGUAUUUUUUUUUUCUCUAAACAGUAUAAUUACUAUAAAAUUAUAAAUUUAUUCACAGUCAAUAUGUCUAAUUUAUAUAUUACUAGAAAAUUUGAUUGAUUAAUUUGUGGAUGUUUUAAAAUAAAACUUUAGAAUGAUCAAAUGUAGAAUGUGUGUAAUAUUGAUGUUAUUUUUGUUAUUAAUAAAAGACUGAUUAAG
Messenger RNA from Melitaea cinxia (Glanville fritillary), 1296 nucleotides. RefSeq names its product heme oxygenase 1 (gene Ho). Bases 122 to 856 code for a protein of 244 amino acids. The transcript has 4 exons. Gene Ontology annotation, biological process: heme oxidation. NCBI's taxonomy places the organism in Eukaryota, Metazoa, Arthropoda, Insecta, Lepidoptera, Nymphalidae. Gene Ontology annotation, molecular function: heme oxygenase (decyclizing) activity. The record is from RefSeq and is a predicted model, not a curated record.